Molecule: messenger RNA, 793 nt
Organism: Dentiscutata erythropus
Lineage: Eukaryota; Fungi; Glomeromycota; Glomeromycetes; Diversisporales; Gigasporaceae
Source: the annotation of a GenBank genome assembly
AUGACAGACAAUACUAUUGUUCAGUUUAAAUAUUUAGAUAGCGAUACCAAAACUCUAUCAAUUAGUUUUGAGUAUCAAAAUGUUGGAUAUACUAUAAAAUUUCCACCACCUGAGACUGAUAUUUCAAAAGGACAUACAAAAAAAAACCAUAUAUCCGUUUUUUUUUUAUUUCGUGCAUAUAUACAAGAAUGUUUACAAGGCAGUAUUGAAGGAAAUAAUCAGCGUGCUAAAAAUAAGAAUAUUUCAAACCUAUCAUCUAAUAUCUGGAAAGAAUUACCAUAUACGUUUAGAAAUGAGUUCUCAAAAUAUACAAAUAGAAUAAAUGAAUAUAGGACUUCUAAGAAGCAGAAUCCGUUUACUAGUUCUGAUGUUGGUUCUAGCAAAAAAGUAAUUAAACAACAAAGCUAUUAUGAAAAAAAGACUUACGAAGAAAUUCGUCACGCUGAAGAGUCAACCUAUAGUGAGAGUGUGGCUAACGAUGCUAUUAAUGACCACUUAAAAAAUGAGUCCAGCAGCUUAGAAGAACCUAUACCACCGGCAAAUAUUUCAUAUCACCCUUUGAUAUUUCAGGAUGGAUACGAAGAAUCUGUUUAUUAUGGAAUUCAAAUAUUCGAUACAGGAAAUACUGAAUUAACACACUAUAUUAAUUUAAUGCCAUUUUUGAAUUCAUACACUUAUGAUAUUAGAUAUAAUAAUUUUGUUAAUUCUGUUAAUCGCAAUCUAUAUGAAAAUGAUUUAUUGGUAUAUGAGGGCACACAAUUAAACCCUUCGUUCGAAAUGGAUAGUAUGGAAG